GCUUAUUCAAUUCAUUUUAUGUGUACGAGGUUGGUGCUAGAGGAAAUGGAUUGGACAAAGUAUUUGGUGCUAUUUAUUUUGAUGGUCGUGGUAUCAUCUACUUCGACCUCAAAGAAGACCCACCAUGAACAUUCGCAUUCUUCUCACAAAGUCGAGAAGAAUUCGAAGAUCGAGAAAGCUCUUUUAACAAAGAGUCAUGGACCGUUCUCAUCGUACGGUUUAUUCGCUUCAGCCUUCUCAGAUCACAAAACCUCACACAGGAUAUUAAAGGAAAUAUCGGAAUUGAAAGCGGCGACUAACUUAAAUGAAGCAUUCCACGGAAUUUACUUGAUUGCUAAAGUCGUCUCCGACACCAUUGAGGAGUGGAUUCCAGAACUUGGCACAGCUGUCGCGAGACUUUUCCUCGCUCUCGGUCGAGGCCACGCCUGCCUCCCCGGCGGAGCCCUAAAACAACUGGCCAAAGAUUUGGAUCUAGACAUUUGCAAGAAGGACUACGGCGUGGAAUGGGGCUGGGAGUAUUAUGAGGGAGAAUACGACGAUGUCUCAUCUUACUUGACUGGCUGCGGUCUGGACUCGGAUUACUUCAGCAAAAUAACUAGUCUAAUUGAAAACAGCGGGAACUUCACAGAAGGAAGACCCCGCAUAAUCAUCAAAGCGGUCAAAGAACUAUUGGAGAUUUUCAAACGCGACCCAAGCAGCUGGAGUCUAAAUGAAUUCGGAAUUGGUUUGGCUCAAUUGAUAAAGACAGCCGCGGUCCUGGCAGAGAGCUAUCGCGUCGGCUUGGGAACACAAAUCGUUGAUGGUUUCCGGCAGUUCUUCUACGACGUCAGUCAGGAGUACGGAAUCGAAAUUACAACACAACUCGAGGACAUCAAAGAAGCGAUUAAGAGCACGAAAUGCUUCAAUUUCGGUGUUCUGAAGUCGUGCGACAGCGGUUACACCGAAAUCGAUGACCUCAACGACAAUGACAAGCCAGCUCCUCGGCAGAGUGGUGCCGAAACUGUUAUAGUCUACACGGACGCCGACAAUGACGAUGACGACUUCAGCGAUCUAGAUGAAGAAAUAAUAAGACUGUUCUCCUCCGACGAGGAAAUCGAUGACGACAAAUCCGUCAUUCCACUUGACUACGCAAGAGCGAACGAUGAAUCGUGGUACGUCAACGAUGCGGGCUACGAAGAUACAGUUUUAGAUGACAAUGGUGACGCUGCAAACGAAAAUACCGACAGAUCUGGAGGCUUCAUUGUUAAUGAUUCACAAGCAACUGACACCAUCACUGGUGGUGGUAAACGAAAAGGCAGCGCUGACAACGAUGAUGAUCAACGUGUAGUCGAAACCUUUAUUGAUGAAGUGGCUAACUCUGAUGAUCCCUCAUUUAACAAUAAAUACACUUGGAACUAUAUUAAAGCGCAAAAAGACAAAUACUCUGAUGGUGAUAAUAGUGACGGUAAAUUUAAGGAGUUGUCCGACUCGGACUACAAAGAGGAUCAUCGAUCCCAAAAAACGUUCACCAAAACGGUCGUUUCUGAGGAUAACAAAAGCGAUGCCGCUCUUAAAUCUCCAACAGUCAUUGUUGAAAACUCCAAACAGAAAUCGAAGCACAGCCAUUAUAGUAAUAAAGAAAAACAUUAUCUUAUUUCUGAUGCAACAGGACAACAAGACGGUGUUGCUCACGAGACGGCUCCGUCCGGAAGCACAUCUAAAUCGAAAGAGGACGACACAACAACCGAAGCUAGUUCCGGCGAAAAGACCGGAACCACAAAUGAAAGAGAUAGUAAAUCGACAAGCACUAAAGACGUAUAUUCCGGAUCCGGUCUAGAAACUUUCCUCUCGUGGUUCUUACCGAAAACGAAGAAAGACAAUGAAAUAUUUAAGACGACGCAUACGGCUGUAACAAAAACAGAUAAUGUUGAUGCGGCAAAAACAAAAACUGUCUCCGUUAGCGAACAAAACGAGCAAUUCCAACACAAGAACCAUCGGAGUGGAACCUCAUCAGAAAAAGACAUUGAUGACGGUAAAGAUUCUGUAAGCCAGCAAGACGAAACAAUUAUCAUUGAUAGCCAACAGAAAAAAGAUAAUACUGCGACAACAGGUAUGAAGAGUGACGAAUAUGAUGAUGAUCCUAAUGAACAAUCAAAAGUUGUUGUCGUAACAAAAGAGAAUAAACCAACUUCUACCGAAGUAAUAAAACAUAAACACAGCCAUCAUAAACAUAAACAUGACACUGUGAUUGAAAGUAAACCAGUCCAAGAAGUCGAAAAGCACAGUGAAACUAAAGAAACACGAAAAGAACAUUCUGAAGAAAGCACAGUAACAAAGGAGACUAAACCAACACCUACCGAAAUAACAAAACAUAAACACAGCCAUCAUAAACAUAAACAUGAUAUUGUGAUUGAAAGUAAACCCAUCCAAGAAAUCGAAAAACACAGUGAAACUACAGAAACAACAAAAGAACAAUCUGAAGAAAACACUGUAACAAAAGAGACUAAACCAACACCUACCGAAAUAACAAAACAUAAACACAGCCAUCAUAAACAAAAACAUGAUAUUGUGAUUGAAAGUAAACCCAUCCAAGAAAUCGAAAAACACAGUGAAACUACAGAAACAACAAAAGAACAAUCUGAAGAAAACACUGUAACAAAAGAGACUAAACCAACACCUACCGAAAUAACAAAACAUAAACACAGCCAUCAUAAACAAAAACAUGAUAUUGUGAUUGAAAGUAAACCCAUCCAAGAAAUCGAAAAACACAGUGAAACUACAGAAACAACAAAAAAACAAUCUGAAGAAAGCACUGUAACAAAGGAGACUAAACCAACACCUACCGAAAUAACAAAACAUAAACACAGUCAUCAUAAACAUAAGCAUGAUAUUGUGAUUGAAAGUAAACCCAUCCAAGAAAUCGAAAAACACAGUGAAACUACAGAAACAGCAAAAGAACAAUCUGAAGAAAGCACUGUAACAAAGGAGACUAAACCAACACCUACCGAAAUAACAAAACAUAAACACAGCCAUCAUAAACAUAAAAAUGAUAUUGUGAUUGAAAGUAAACCCAUCCAAGAAAUCGAAAAACACAGUGAAACUACAGAAACAACAAAAGAACAUUUUGAAGGAAACAUUAUAACGAAGGAGACUAAACCAACACCUACCGAAGUAACAAAACAUACACACAGCCAUCAUAAACAUAAACAGGAUACUGUGAUUGAAAGUAAACCCAUCCAAGAAAUCGAAAAACACAGUGAAACUACAGAAACAACAAAAGAACAUUCUGAAGGAAGCACUGUAACAAAGGAGACUAAACCAACACCUACCGAAGUAACAAAACAUAAACACAGCCAUCAUAAACAUAAACAUGACACUGUGAUUGAAAGCAAACCAGUCCAAGAAGUCGAACAGCACAGUGAAACUACAGAAACACGAAAAGAACAUUCUGAAGAAAGCACAGUAACAAAGGAAACUAAACCAACACCUACCGAAGUAAAAAAAAAUAAACACAGCCAUCAUAAACAUGACACUGUGAUUGAAAGUAAACCAGUCCAAGAAGUCGAAAAGCACAGUGAAACUACAGAAACACGAAAAGAACAUUCUGAAGGAAGCACUGUAACAAAGGAGACUAAACCAACACCUACCGAAAUAACAAAACAUAAACACAGCCAUCAUAAAAAUAAACAUGAUAUUGUGAUUGAAAGUAAACCCAUUCAAGAAAUCGAAAAACACAGUGAAACUACAGAAACAACAAAAGAACAUUCUGAAGGAAGCACUGUAACAAAGGAGACUAAACCAACACCUACCGAAGUAACAAAACAUAAACACAGUCAUCAUAAACAUAAACAUGAUACUGCGAUUGAAAGCAAACCCGACCAAGAAAUUGACAAGCACAGCGAAACUACAGAAACAACUAAAUAUCAUAACGAAGAUACCGUUGUAACAAAAGAUAAGGCAGGGAAUAAACAAACGUCCACUGAAGUAACAAAACAUAAACACGAAAACGACGAAAAGUCCGUUACAGAAAAGCUUAUAUCGUACGUAACUCAUAGAUCGGUCGACAACAGCAAUAAAGGAAAUCGGAAAGUCAUCAUCAGCGAGAACCCAAUCAUUAUAAACGCGCCAUCUCGAAGGAACAAAUACACGAAUUACGAAAAAGUUGAUUUCACUAAGAUAAAGCAAUUCAGUCCACUCGCGCCAUUUGGCGUAUUCGCGCGAGGAAUCACAAGUAAAUGCGAGGAGUCUGCAGCUCUCUUCAGUAGCUUGUCCAGAAAACGAUCUCCGCGCAGCUUCCGGGAGGCUAUAGAUGCGGUUGUUGCAACCGUCAGAGCCAUCAGCCUUAUAGUCGACGGCUGGAUUCCGACACUUGGUACCCGCUUCGCUGACAUGGUCAUGGUGAUCCUCAAAACGCAAACUUGCGUUCCGCUGAGGCAAGAAUUUCCAGAGUUAGCGUACGUUUGUGACGCCAGCUUCGGAUCUGCUUGGGGUUGGACCUCGUUCCCGACUUGCGAGAGCCGCAGACAGCUGGUGCGAGACCUGGGCCUGGUGGGCAUCAAACACACAAUUGAGACCAUGCUCAGUCAGCACGGAAAAGGGAAGGCGCCACACCAGUUAAUCGGCUCUCCGGCUGUAAUAGCGCAGUCGAUUCACCAAAUAUCCAUUUUUUAUGAACAAGAUCCAGAGGAAUGGAACUUGGAGCACUUAGCAGCUACAUUCGCAAGAACGACAACCAUAUUGGGCGCGCUCGGGAAUAGCUACAAGUCAGGACUUGGACAGUUCAUGGCUGAGGGAUUCCUGAAUUACUUCAAAUACGUCGGAAACUACUAUCAAAUUGAUUUAAGCAUCUAUGUAUCCAAGAUAUACAAAGAUCUGACCUUCUGCAAAGCGAACGCGCUUGAGGGCGUCAUUCUGGACGGGACCACGGACUACAUCGAGGAGCAUCCUAACAUAAAAUACGUAAUCAUCCGACACGUGCACGACCAAGUCCGUCGUGCGAACCGGAAUAGAAGGAACGGCAGUAAAGUAUACGAAAAAUCCGGGAGCAAAACUGGUAUAAGAAAAGUAAUUAUCGUUAGGAAGGGCGACCCUUCUGGCAAUAACGCGGCAGGCUAUGCCUAUGCUGAGGCGGGCCCGCGUAACGCAGUGUAUAACACGAACACAGAUAAUUCCGGUAGCGUUGCUUAUGCUGCGGCACAAUCGCAAGUGAACAGCCAACAGCAAGGUCUUAAUAAUGGAGGUGGAACUGUUUACUUAGAGGAAGCAAAAUCGCAGGGCGGACAAGGAAAUUCCGGUAGCGUUGCUUAUGCUACGGCACAAUCGCAGGCGAGCAGCCAACAGCAAGGGCUCGGUAAUGGAGAUGGAAUUGUUUACUUAGAAAAAGCAAAAUCACAAGGCGGACAAGGAAAUUCCGGUAGCGUUGCUUAUGCUACGGCACAAUCGCAGGCGAGCAGCCAACAGCAAGGGCUCGGUAAUGGAGAUGGAAUUGUUUACUUAGAAAAAGCAAAAUCACAGGGCGGACAAGGAAAUUCCGGUAGCGUUGCUUAUGCUACGGCACAAUCGCAAGCGAACAGCCAACAGCAAGGCCUUAGUAAUGGAGGUGAAACUGUUCACUUAGAGGAAGCAAAAUCGCAGGGCGGACAAGGAAAUUCCGGUAGCGUUGCUUAUGCUACGGCACAAUCGCAAGCGAGCAGCCAACAGCAAGGCCUUAAUAAUGGAGGUGGAAAGGUUUACUUAAAAGAAUCAAAAUCGCAGGGCGGACAAGGAAAUUCCGGUAGCGUUGCUUAUGCUACGGCACAAUCGCAAGCGAGCAGCCAACAGCAAGGCCUUAAUAAUGGAGGUGGAAAGGUUUACUUAAAAGAAUCAAAAUCACAGGGCGGACAAGGAAAUUCCGGUAGCGUUGCUUACGUUGGGACACAAUCGCAAGCGAACGGCCAACAGCAAGGGCUUUAUAAUGGACGUGGAACUGUUUACUUAGAGGAAGCAAAAUCGCAGGGCGAGCAAGGAAUUGCCGGUAGCCUAGCUUAUGCUGCGGCUCAAUCGCAAGCGAACGGCCAACAGCAAAGCCUUAAUAAUGGAGGUGGAACUGUUAACUUAGAAAAGAGACAUUUUCAAGGCGGUUAUGGAAACGCGAAUAGAUUUGCUUACGCCCCGGCAGGACCGCAGCUUAUUGGCCAACAGCGAAACCAUAUCAAUGAGCUCGGAAGCGCUUACUUAGAAGCGGGAAGAUCACAGGUUCAAAACGCAAACGCUGGGAGCGUAGCUUACGGCGCUUUAGGAUCACAAACAAACACCCAAAAUCAAUAUAACGGAGACAAUAGACUCAAUAAUCGACAUGUCAAUAACAUUGGCGAAGACAAAUUAAGGGCAAUAGGUGAACAAUACCAUAAGGGAUAUUCGAACGAUCGUAAUGCAGUGAAUACGCAAAUCGAAGGUUCGCUUCUAAAUCACAGUGGCCACGUUCCAUCGCCAAACGAUUUCAGGAUACAGAAUCCCGGGCAACUCGCAAACAACGUCGGAACCAACCAAAAUAAUAUUUACGGCAAUAAACAGUUUGGAUAUGGACCUCAGCAGGGGAGCGGUUAUCAGCAAAAGAACUACAGAAAUAUAAAUGAAAACGGGCAGGAUAAAAUUCACGGAGGUGAGAAUACAGAAGCAGGCGGCCAUAGCCCGGGCUUAGUUGGCGGUCUCUUCAAAUACUUGCUGGGCGGAAAAACGCAGUGAAGAAGCGUGAACCAUGAAACCGAACAACCAAACAUCAAACAAAUCAAUUGUUCUAACAUAAUUUUCUAAACCUGCAAUGAACACAUCAUAAUUACAACCUAUUCAUUUGCUUUACCACAAAAAAAAGAAAUCAUUCUUGGAUUCGCGAAAACACAUAAAUAUUUAAGAUUAAGAUCUGCAGAAUUCAUUAUUAAACUUUUUUUUAAACUAAUCACAAUUACUUUACUUUCUCAUUCGAAUCGUUGGGGUUAUGAAAAACAUUUAUGAGGGCUUUAUGGGCGAAACGGCAAAUGUUUAUACUAACAGCUGAUAAGACGCCGCCAUUUUCUAACUUUUAACUGGCCAGCGAUGAAUAAAUUUGUAAUGUUUUAAAAUAAUUUAGUAAUAAAACAAAUAAACAGUUACGUGUGCGAUUAAUUUAAAUAGUGGAAAUAAAAAUGAACGAAACAGA
Bombyx mandarina (wild silkworm) is the source of this 7153-nucleotide messenger RNA. RefSeq lists its product as uncharacterized. The record is from RefSeq and is a predicted model, not a curated record. NCBI's taxonomy places the organism in Eukaryota, Metazoa, Arthropoda, Insecta, Lepidoptera, Bombycidae.